CUAUUGCCUGGGCAAAACUUCGAUCCAGCUCUGGACACUCUCGGAGGAAGGCUGAUGGCUCAACCUGAUUUGCUUGGACAGCAAAGUUUGCUGUUCAUUGAGGCAGUGCACGUCUAUCCGGUAUGCCGACGCGAAGCAAUAAAGGAACUGGACGUCAAGGAUACCAGGGUUGGGUUGCCCAUUCAGUAUUCCUAG
Molecule: messenger RNA, 195 nt
Organism: Protopolystoma xenopodis
Lineage: Eukaryota; Metazoa; Platyhelminthes; Monogenea; Polystomatidea; Polystomatidae
Source: the annotation of a GenBank genome assembly